Symbiodinium necroappetens is the source of this 594-nucleotide messenger RNA. The record is from the annotation of a GenBank genome assembly. NCBI's taxonomy places the organism in Eukaryota, Dinophyceae, Suessiales, Symbiodiniaceae.
GAGCUGCGCAAGCAAGCGUUGGCUGCCAAGCGCGGGGAGAGCACCUUGGCCGCGAAGGGCGGCAAGGGCGGAGGGAAGGGAGGAAAGGCGCGAACUGCGAUAUGUUUGCUCGCCGGGCAAGGGCAAGCCUUGCCGACCAACUGGGGCCCUCCCUCGGGAGCGUCCAUGAGCAACCCCUUCGCUGCUUUCAGCAUCCAGAUAGGCAGCGCCGGGGUUCAGGCGGGCCUUCCGGCCGCUGACCCGAAGGGAGCGGUGCGAGAGCACGCCCUUGCCCUUAAGAAGGGCGAGAGCGGCCGCUUCUCGGCGCUCGACGAGUUGCCAGGCGACUGGUGGUCGCUGGCAGAGAACGAGCCCGGCGGCUACCAGUACCGGACAGUGGUUCAGGUGCUGGGCCGCCGCGUCGAGUGCAUGCUCGAUGGGUGCGCCGGGGCGAACCAUGUCACCGAGGAGCUCUUGGUCAGCAUGCUUAACCGCGCAACCAAGCUCGGCAUAGGGACCGAGGACCCUCGGUUCCCGGUGGUGAAGCUCGAGAAGUGGGUUCACCCCGAGUUCGUUCACGGCAUAGCCUCCGGCGCGCCGGUGCCCUUGAAGGGC